Capsaspora owczarzaki ATCC 30864 is the source of this 1116-nucleotide messenger RNA. RefSeq names its product translin-associated protein X. Gene Ontology annotation, molecular function: RNA binding; RNA endonuclease activity; sequence-specific DNA binding. Lineage: Eukaryota; Filasterea; Ministeriida; Capsasporidae. The coding region runs from base 91 to 843 and encodes 250 amino acids. Gene Ontology annotation, cellular component: cytoplasm; nucleus. The record is from RefSeq and is a predicted model, not a curated record. The transcript is spliced from 8 exons.
CCAGCGACUGCGCCAAAGCGGCGGUUUGAAGGCGGACAACGCGACGCUUCCAAGCGAGUCGCAGUCGACACGUCCAACGACACGCCAACCAUGACGCUAUUCAGACAGUUUGCUGCGACCAUGGACGCAAAGAACGAUCGCCACGAACGACUCGUCAAGCUGAGCAGAGACCUCACCGUGCAAAGCAAGCGUGUCAUAUUCGCAGCUCAGCGCGCAACCGAUGCCAAGCAACGAGACGCGAUUGUGGCACAGGCACUGCAGACACUAGAGGAUAUCCGCCAGAAUCAAAUCCGGCCAAUGGCGGUCGAGUUGGUCGACCAGAAUCCCAUUCUAUAUGCAAGAGCUUACUCGCCUGGCAUGCAGGAAUACAUUGAAGCAGUCUCGUUCGUCCAUUACCUAGCCACCGCCACGUUGAUUACGCAACGGCAACUUGAAGAACAAUUGUUGUUUGAUGAGGCUCUUUCUUUCCCCGUCACAAUCACCGACUACCUCCUUGGCGUGACGGACUUGACGGGCGAGCUUAUGCGCUUUGCGAUUGCUAGCGUAGGCUCUGGCAACCAGCAAGAACCGAUGCUUAUUGGAUCCUUCGUGCGAACCUUGACCCAAGUGUUUUCUUUGCUCACCGGCACUGGAAUCCGGGACUUGCCUGCCAAGCUGCGUGUGAUGCAGUCUAGUUUGGAGAAAAUCGAGCAAGUGUGCUACAACAUUACGGUACGAGGCUCGGAAAUUCCAAAGGAAAUGCUGGCCCAAGCGGCUCAAUUCUGGUCCUCGUCCUCUGCCACGACGUCUGGUCCCGGCGAUGACUACGCCGGUGGUGCUGGCGGGAAUCAGAACGACGACUGAGACGACGAGGCGAGUCGUUGUUGAUAUUGAAGCACAAGCUUGUGCUGCUGCGACUGGUUUUCUUUCAUGUGCAUCCCGCUCUAUUCCUUGCGCACUUUAACGAAGCCCAGUACUUUCCUUGAUCAAACAACAUGCAACGUACUGUAUUUACUGUACAGGACUUUUGGUGCUUGAAAUCGAGAACGAGAUCCUCUAAGCCUCUUCUACCAUUUUCUACAUGUACAAUGCACUGUUGUGUUACUACUUUUCUUGAAUCCAUCCCUCUUGUUCUUU